This is a messenger RNA of Magnolia sinica, 2051 nucleotides long. RefSeq names its product nuclear transcription factor Y subunit B-3-like. Gene Ontology annotation, biological process: regulation of transcription by RNA polymerase II. The transcript has a single exon. Gene Ontology annotation, cellular component: CCAAT-binding factor complex; nucleus. The record is from RefSeq and is a predicted model, not a curated record. NCBI's taxonomy places the organism in Eukaryota, Viridiplantae, Streptophyta, Magnoliopsida, Magnoliales, Magnoliaceae. Gene Ontology annotation, molecular function: RNA polymerase II cis-regulatory region sequence-specific DNA binding; DNA-binding transcription activator activity, RNA polymerase II-specific; protein heterodimerization activity. The coding region runs from base 871 to 1521 and encodes 216 amino acids.
AUCCGCUUUUCACCGACGACGUGGCGCGAGCGAUCUCAACGGUCCAGAUGUCCUGCCUCCAAGAACCAUCUGACGUCCCAGAAGAAUCCACCAAGGCGGAAACUUAUCGAGAAACAAACGGCCUAGAAAGUGCCACGUGUCGUCCACGAUGUGAUAAUAGAAGAAAGAUCCAACGGACGCGGCAUUCUCUUCCCUAACACAGGCAUCUCUCUCAAGAAAAACCCUAGUCCUGGUGGAGGAGGAGAGGGAGCUUCAAAAAUCUGGAAUUUCCCAGAAUGCCCUCCUGUCCGUAGCUUAAUUUCUUCUCUUUCUUUCAACAUUUCUCGAAUUUUCUGAAAUACCCUUGAAUUCUCUUUUUCGUUUCUGAAAACCCCUGAAAUUCUCCGACAAAGCCGUCAGCUUCUUUCUUCAAUUUGCCGAAAAAACCUCAUUUCUUUCUACUUUUUGUUGAAAACCCCCGAAUUGUCUCUUUCGUUACGGAAAACCACAAUUUCCGUUGAAAAACCCAACUUCCUGUCUGCCGAAAAUACCCUUGAUUUCGUUCCCUUUCUUCCCGGGAAUAACGCUAAUUCAGGUCUUUCUGGCGAAAUUUCCCAAAACCCUAAGAAAUUUUUAUUUUUAUUUUCUUUAUAUAUAUAAAUAUCCUUCUUGAAUUCCGGAAACACCCCUACAUUUACUUCUUCUUCAGUGGCAGAAACCGUAAUUUUCUUGAAUUCACCAAAAAAGCGAAAUUCCCAAAAUACCCUCACAUUUCAACCUGCUUCUUCAAUGGCGGAAACCAUUAUUUCUUCUUGAAUUCCACUGCAGAGAACCGAAAUUCACACGUUUUUUUCCCUAAAAUAUCCCUGAGAAAGGCCGGAAUUACCUCCGAUGGCGGACUCCGACAACGAGUCAGGUGGCGGGGGCUUCGCAGGUGGCGGCAACGCGAACAGCGAAUCUUCGCCGCGGGAGCAGGACAGGUUCCUGCCCAUCGCUAACGUGAGCCGGAUCAUGAAGAAAGCCCUCCCAGCGAACGCGAAGAUCUCGAAGGACGCGAAAGAGACGGUCCAGGAGUGCGUGUCGGAAUUCAUCAGCUUCAUCACAGGGGAAGCGUCCGAUAAGUGUCAGCGCGAGAAGCGGAAGACGAUCAACGGUGACGAUUUGCUGUGGGCCAUGACGACGCUGGGGUUUGAAGAGUACGUAGAGCCGCUGAAAGUGUACUUGCAGAAGUUUAGAGAGAUGGAGGGAGAGAAAAGCUCUAAGGAAGGAGGAGUAGGAGGAGGUGGUGGUGGUGUUGGUGGCGGCGGAGGGAGUGGCAAUGGUGUAAUUUCAGGGAAUAGUGGGGGUGGUUAUGAUGGUGGGGGGAUGUAUGGUGGUGGUGGUGGGACCAUGAAUAUGAUGAUGAUGGGCCAUCAAGGACAGAUGUAUGGUUCUCCAGCAGCACCAUCUUAUCACCACCAUCAGAUGGUUGUGGGUGGGAAGAGCACCGGUUCAGGUGGUGCUGCGGGUACUUCAAGCCAGGCAAGGCAAGGGAGGGGAUAACCAACUUAUCACGUAGUUCACCACCAUUUAAAAAUGGUGGUGAUUCAUCCCUCACGCACGUGGCACUCGUGUGGCUACCCAAACCAUCCAGAUUGUAGCGAUGGUGCUUGCUAUCUCGAUUUGGAUGGUCGUAUAACACCAUGUCCAUGGUGGGGAGUUAUGGCUUCUUUUAAAAAUGGUGGUGAACUAGCAUGGUUUUUUUUUGUUUUCCUUUUUUCUUUUUUUUUGUUUUUCUUUUUAUGGAGGGAAAGUAGAAAUUAAAAACGGAGAUGUGUAUGAUAUAUAUGUAAGUUUUUGAGUUUUGUAACUGGGGUGGGAUCUGGAAGCUUGUGUACCAUAGAUUUUACGAUGAUGGUGGUGAUCAUGAUCAACGGUCAUGAUGGUGGAUCUUGCUUGUGAUGGAUGGAUUAGAUUUUAUUUUAUUUUUUUCACAUUUUACCUUGAUGGGAUGUAUGUUGUUUCAUUUUUAAUCAAGGGCUGCGAUUUUGUGGACAAAUACAAAAUUGUGUAAGGCUUCUAUUCUAUGUUCA